Messenger RNA from Triticum dicoccoides, 950 nucleotides. RefSeq lists its product as uncharacterized. The record is from RefSeq and is a predicted model, not a curated record. Lineage: Eukaryota; Viridiplantae; Streptophyta; Magnoliopsida; Poales; Poaceae. The annotation marks the transcript as partial. The transcript is spliced from 6 exons.
AUGGAGCGGGAAGCGAAGAAGAAGAACAAGAAGAAGACGACGACGACGAGAAGCCUGGCAGAGGAUCGAGGAUUGAUGUUCGCGGCCUUCGAGAAUCGUGCGCAUGACGACGACGUGGCCGAGUCCUCGUUGGAGGAAUCCUCGUAUCCACCCAGCCCUCUGCUUCACAGACCCUACAUCCCCGACGAGCUAGCUGAUAGGCCGGACAUACGUGCCGCCUUCAAGCACGCCAAGGCCCAAUACCAAGCAGAUUUAGCUUGUCGGUUUGCCUUCACAUUGGAUCGCUCCUCUUCUCUUUCGUGCCUGUCUCACGAGCAACACCUUCACCAUAUCCGUGAGCCUACAAAGGAUGCGGUGCUUUUUGCCGCCAACUCUAUCAUCACCCUCUCGUCCUAUCUUGAUGAUGAGCCGCUGAAUAGGUGUUGUGGUUUGUGGAUCCAACAGGACUACAAGAACAAUACCGCCGUGGUUUUGACGUCCGCGCAUCUCAUUCGCGCAAAGGAUCCCGACCAGUGGAUGGAUGAGUGGACGGGUGAAUAUCAUCGCAACGCUGAAGUCAUUGUUCACUUGCUUGACGACACAACUGCAGUAGCCAGUCUCCUCUACCUCCAGGAGCACUAUGAAUUUGCUCUUUACGAGGUUGUAGUGAACAAACCGGUUCAACUGUCCACUUUUAAUGACAAUGUGCACUCUGGUCAAGAUGUGUUCCGACUUGGAAGGGAUGAAAGUCUUGAUCUAAGGAUAACCCAUGGUAGGGUGGAAUACAUGAUUCCUGUCCCUUACGAGAGAUGUCACUACAUGUAUUUUUCCAACAAUGAACAUAUCUUGCGUGACGAUGGAGGCCCUAUCAUUGACUUGGAAGGGAAGGUUGUGGGAAUGGUUAACAAUCAAAUCAAUGAGACCUUUUUACCUUCUCCUAUAUUGCACAAGUGCUUGGAUUCAUGGAGAAA